AUGGCUGCUCUUCUGGGUAUCGAUCCCAUCUGCUUGGAACUAAUUCGAAUCGGAGAAAAUUACAACCGACCGAGCAAGAUAGGGACCCCUUUGCAGUGUGCGAUUGGAGGGACUUUACUCAUAGGUCACCAUGAAGUUCCGAUAUCCAGAUUCCCUAGGGCAUGGCUUGACCGACCAUGUAAAAGCACCAUUGAACUGCUGAUCAGUGCGGGAGCGGACUGUACACGAGAUUUGCCCAGCCAGACAUCCCCCUGGAGCACCGCUGGUGCUUUAGCCCUGAAAUCCUCGGAAUGGGCUGGAGAUUUCCAAAUCUUCGCGGUCGUCGUUAGAGGUGGUUCUCAGCUACACGAUGACGCUAUCGUUGUGUUCCGGUCGAUCUGUCGCAAAUGGUCCAAGCAUAAAGAUUCGGAGGCCAAGGAGCAUAUUCAGGCCAUCUUGCAAAUCUUAGAGGGAAUGGUUGAAAAGAAAGAGGGUGAAUCGUUGGCUUAUCUCAAAGCUUUCCAGAAGGCGGUCUCGGAAACGACUGACAUCGACAUACCACUGCCCAUCUCGCAAGGCAUAUCCGACGACAUGCUUGUCCAACAGAUGUGGAGAUCAAUCGACGAUGACAACUUGAAAGCCCUCGAGGACCAAACUCAAAGCAAUAUAAGAAUCAAGGAUCUCCUGAAAGGCGGCAUCUUGACGAAACUGCUCGACUUCGCUGUCGCAUGCUCAGCUGUCACCUGCUUAGACCACUUGCUCACAAAUUACAUGGCCGAAAACGGCUCACAUGAUUGGAAAAGCAAAGCUGUGCUUUAUUGCGUCGAAGAUGGAAAGGAAGAAGUCCUCUUAUGCUUAUUGAAGAAUGGUGCCCAAACCAUGAGAGCCAAUGCGAGAGGAAGCACCAUCUGGCAUCUCGCAGCUGCUAAAGCUUCAUCAUCUAGGAUUCUCAAAGUCUUACUUGAAAACAGCGACGAAACAGAACGAAAAGAUGCCUUGAGAAUGGUGAAUGAGAGUGGCCGUACCGUGCUUGCCAAAGCGCUUGUCAGCAAACAAUACUCAAACGCCUCCAUCAUCCUCAAAUACUGCGGAAAGGAUCGUGCGUGCCUGAAAAGCAGACAUCCAUUACUACCUUACCUUGUGGCAGGUAUUCAGGAUAGCGUCUUACUCAAGGAGUUGCAUGACUGCGAAAUGUUUCAGUUUGUGGCUAAAGAUACACCUCUCAAUUAUUUCCAUAUAGAAGAUUCGGCAGGUGUGGAAGCGGCUCGCCAACUCCUGAAAAUGUUUCCCUACCCUUGUUCCGAUGAGCCUCCAACGCCCUUGAGGAUAUACCUGUCAAAACCCGACUUGAACAUUUACAAGAAAGAACUUGUAACACUUCUUGUCCAGAAAGAGCUGUCUGCCGCACCUAGCGUCAACGGUAUUCAUACCUGGCAGUACUUCUGCAAAAGAGUGUGGGAUUAUUUCAGAAGAGCAUCGGAAGCUGAGGCCUGGGAAGUUGUCGAACUCGUAAAGCUCAUGGUCCAUCUCGGUUGCAUGGACGAUUAUGAAAAAGCUAGAGAAACAUCUGGGCUGGUAGAGAUCGUUUCUCUCUUUGAUGCCGAGUGCAAGGCGUCUGCGUUUACACCUGACAACGACGCUGUACUUGCGACUGAAGAGAUAUUCGGCACUGUUUAUGACACAACUACCUUACCUCAGUACUACAAAAGUAGUGGUAUGGAUAUCAGGGUCAUCAAGUGGACUAUUGCUCACAAUUCCUGGCAUCUGUUUCGUCGUCUUAUACACUUGGAUAUUGACGUUUACAAGAGGGACAAGGGGACAAACUUGUUGGAGUACGUGUGCUCUCACGGUACCGAAUUCAACGGUCAUAGGAUGCUCGUGAAUCUUUUGGAACGAGCUGAGAAAGAUCGUCUGAACGAGCUGAAUCCCGAUGAAGACCUUGGUCUCCUACACCUACUAGGAAUGCCAUAUGGCAAGGAUGACCUAUCUUCAGAUAGCAGUCCCUUGUUUAGUCCUAGUUUUAUCCCGAUGGAAAUCUUUAGUCUGCCACAAGGUCCACCUUACCCUUUACGUUUACGGCCGGGUGGAUUUGCGGCAUUGAGAACACCACGCGACAAUCCAAAGUUUAGCCUACUCCAACGACUGCUUGACGAGCAUAUGGAUUGCCAGCUGCUCAGCAAAAGGGGUAAUUUCUCAGCUCUGAGUACGCACAUAAGAUACUGUUAUCUUGACACGGCACGGCUUUUACUUCUAUGCGGAUCAUCAGAGAUCCUAUCUACUUCUGACAAGUUUGGGUGGACUCCUGUAGCGUGGGCAUGCGCGCAUGGUUAUACGGACAUCAUCGACCAGAUGGUUGCAUCCUCCUGCUCUAAACCUAUUUGGAACUUCCAGGUUGAGGCGACAUUGGGUGUCGAAGCAGCUCCCUCGUUCACGAAGCCCUACCACGGCCUCUGCGCUCUGCACCUCGCGGUACUUGCCUCAGCACAGACUGUGUCGUUUCUGCUGGAUCGCGGCUUUGCCUCGGACCUUGAUAUCACUGAUGCGCAAUCGCAUACCCCUUUACACUUUGCCACAAUGUUCGGGCAACUGGAAACUAUCAAAGAACUUGUUUCUCGGGGAUCGAAUAUCAAUGCCAAGGACUGCGACGGAUGGACUCCCUUACACUUCGCAAUCAAUUUCAACAAGAGAGACACUGUUGAACUUCUUCUGGAGCUCGGCGCGGCCCAUAUGGAAACGAAGAAAGGAGAAACGCCGCUCGACUUUGCGAUACCCAAGGAACAA
This is a messenger RNA of Colletotrichum acutatum, 2760 nucleotides long. RefSeq names its product ankyrin-2 ankyrin. Lineage: Eukaryota; Fungi; Ascomycota; Sordariomycetes; Glomerellales; Glomerellaceae. The transcript has a single exon. Gene Ontology annotation, molecular function: protein binding. The record is from RefSeq and is a predicted model, not a curated record. The annotation marks the transcript as partial.